GUCUUGCACAGGUGUAGCGGCUCCUCCCCUCCAGUCUUGCACAGGUGUACCGGCUCCUCCCCUCCAGUCUUGCACAGGUGUAGCGGCUCCUCCCUUUCAGUCUUGCACAGGUGUACCGGCUCCUCCCCUUCAGUCUUGCACAGGUGUACCGGCUCCUCCCCUUCAAUCUUGCACAGGUGUACCGGCUCCUCCCCUUCAAUCUUGCACAGGUGUACCGGCUCCUCCCUUUCAGUCUUGCACAGAUGUACCGGCUCCUCCCCUUCAGUCUUGCACAGGUGUAGCGGCUCCUCCCUUUCAGUCUUGCACAGGUGUGCCGGCUCCUCCCCUUCAAUCUUGCACAGGUGUAGCGGCUCCUCCCCUUCAGUCUUGCACAGGUGUACCGGCUCCUCCCCUUCAGUCUUGCACAGGUGUACCGGCUCCUCCCCUUCAGUCUUGCACAGGUGUAUCGGCUCCUCCCCUUCAGUCUUGCACAGGUGUAGCGGCUCCUCCCCUUCAGUCUUGCACAGGUGUACCGGCUCCUCCCCUUCAGUCUUGCACAGGUGUACCGGCUCCUCCCCUUCAGUCUUGCGCAGGUGUACCGGCUCCUCCCCUUCAGUCUUGCACAGGUGUAUCGGCUCCUCCCCUUCAGUCUUGCGCAGGUGUACCGGCUCCUCCCCUUCAGUCUUGCACAGGUGUACU
Molecule: messenger RNA, 678 nt
Organism: Staurois parvus
Lineage: Eukaryota; Metazoa; Chordata; Amphibia; Anura; Ranidae
Source: the annotation of a GenBank genome assembly